This is a messenger RNA of Schizophyllum commune H4-8, 789 nucleotides long. RefSeq lists its product as uncharacterized. The record is from RefSeq and is a predicted model, not a curated record. The transcript is spliced from 3 exons. Bases 348 to 722 code for a protein of 124 amino acids. NCBI's taxonomy places the organism in Eukaryota, Fungi, Basidiomycota, Agaricomycetes, Agaricales, Schizophyllaceae.
GCUACUGCGCCUCUCGCGAGCAUCAAUAUUCUCUGGAUUUGUCGAAGGUUUCAAUACGACUCUGAGCUCGCGCGUGCUGGGGUCGUCUCCUCUUUUGCUCGCUUGCAGACAACGGGAAAAAAUCAGUCGCGCCGCCGCGCCUCCGUACUCGUCGAAAGGUCCAUUGGCCGCGGAGCUCCCUGACUUUGGCGUUGUACUUCUCGGUAGCGGGCCUUGGGCCAAUCAUCCUCUAUACCGACCACACAGCUGGGCGCCUAUCACAUCAACGAGAUUAACCCCACCACCGUUUCUCGCAGUAGCACGCCUUCGUAAGAACGGAGCCGCUUCACUCCAGGAAUAAAAACGAGAUGGGAGCUCGCCGAUCCCAAGUGCCAUUUCGCCCUAUAAAGGACGUAUGGAACAAUGCUCAGUCCUCACCAACGAGCUCAGAGUCCCCCGCAUCCCUACCGAGCCCUGCAACACCACCGCCAGAGAAGAAAUACGCUAUGUCUCACUGGAAGAACAGGCUUCACAACCGCGUUGCAGCCUACGGCUGGUCGACUCCUACCUACGACCACGUACAGACUAGCGUAGGAGGGGCUACCCGUUGGAUAGCCAUUGUACGGAUUGAUGGUGCCGAAUGGUCUCGUGCGGAGGGAAGCACGAUGGCUUCUGCAGAUAAUGACGCUGCAUGCCUCGCCUGGCAGAAACUCACCGCGGAAGGCUACCCCGAGCGUUUCUAGACGCGUAACCGAACCCACACUUCCUUGUACAAUAACCAACAUCGCGACCUGAUCCGACACGCCUCUG